Molecule: messenger RNA, 2485 nt
Organism: Colossoma macropomum (tambaqui)
Lineage: Eukaryota; Metazoa; Chordata; Actinopteri; Characiformes; Serrasalmidae
Gene: socs6a
Product: suppressor of cytokine signaling 6
Biological process (GO): intracellular signal transduction; phosphatidylinositol phosphate biosynthetic process; protein ubiquitination
Cellular component (GO): phosphatidylinositol 3-kinase complex
Molecular function (GO): 1-phosphatidylinositol-3-kinase regulator activity
Source: RefSeq, a predicted model, not a curated record
AGGAGGAGGAGAGGAAAGAGAAAACAUCAGCAAGCCAACAAGAAAGGAAGAAACGAGUGGAGUUUUUUUUUUAGAGAGAAACACAGCAAGUUAAACGAAUACUUCACGCAAACGAUGAGGGCGAGAAAUGCAGCGGCUCUUCCUUCGAGAAGAAACAGAUCAGUUUAUCGUCCGAGUAUUUAAGAUGUUUCCGUAAUUAGCUGAUGUGAAACAAAUGCAUGUUGGCAAACCUGGCUAAGUUAGCCUGCUAGCUAGCAUUUUAGCCUUUUGGGAUUUUUUACGCCGGCAGUUUUGUCUGUCUGCGUUGUUUAAGUUCCUGAAUUUGUAAAGGAUUCGUUCUGUUUGUGGUGAAUCUCUCGUACAACAGGAUAUUCUUUUAAAAAGAGGCUGUCGAACCACUGAAUUGACAAGGGCUGUUGUGUUGUGAUUGGCAGCUCCCAGUCACAUGGAAGGUACUUUUGGUUAGUAUCUGCUGGCUCUCACCUCCCAUGCCCACCCCUGGGAGUGAACAUCAGGAUGAAGAAGAUCAGCCUUAAGACUUUCAGAAAACCGUUCAACAUAAAGGGCAAAGAAGAUGGAGAUUUCAUGAUGCUCCAGAAACCAUCGCUGGCCUCCGAGUUCACAAAAGACGACUCGCUCUUCGGAGGUUGCUACACCAAGGAGCUGGCCUGUGACCUCCAUGGAGAUGAUGCAAGGGGUCACAAAAACAGGUCCAAGAGCGAGAGCCUUAUGGGCACCUUAAAAAGGAGGCUUUCUACUAAGCAGAAAACGAAAGGUAAAGGAGGGUCAACCUCAGUGGGCUCUGGAGAUGAUGAUGACACUUUUUCUUCUUCUUCAGUUCCCAUAAGCUUUAAUGAAGUCAAAGCUCAGCGGCCCUUAAGAUCCUCCUCCCUCCGCAGCCAUCACUAUAGCCCUUCUCCGUGGCCUAUUAGGUCUGUCGACCCUGAGGAAGCCUGCAUAAAGAUGGAGGUGAAGGUAAAAGCCAUGGUUCAUACUCCUAGCCCCAGCCCCUCUCUGAAUGGCAUCAGAAAGGAGUUCCAUGACAUCCAGAUAGAGGGACUUUUCGAUGAUCAGAAGAACUUGGAGUCUCAGAAUGGUGACUUCGAAGAACAUGUGCCUGUUGUUAUUGGACUUGCACCUCAGGAUUACAUCCAGUACACAAUGCCUUUAGAUGACGGAAUGUACCCUGAUUCUUCUCACUCAUUCUGCUUGGACGGUUCCUCGCCCAUGGAGGUGAUGGAACAAGUCGAUGCUGACUCGCUGAAUGUGGACCAGGGCCAGGACGACCAUGACCUCCUGUCGUCAGAUAUGCUCAUGGACCAGUCUGUGAGCGGACUUCUCCUUGGCAACCCAGGAAUAGUCCUUCAAAGUUCUAGAGCUGAUGCUCCUUCACUUUCCCCAUCCCUUUCUCCUCUUUCCAGCAGUGAAAUUCCAAGAACCUAUUCGGGCUUUGGCGGUGCGGAUUCACACGUUGCAGAAAGGGUGAGACAUCAUCUUAAUUUUGAUCCAAAUUCCGCUCCUGGUGUUAGCAGGGUGUACGAUUCAGUCCAAAGCAGUGGACCCAUGGUUGUGACGAGCCUUACAGCGGAGCUGAAGAAACUGGCCAAGCAGGGUUGGUACUGGGGACCUAUAACCCGAUGGGAAGCUGAAGACAAGCUUCUCGACCUUCCGGAUGGUUCCUUUCUGGUUCGCGACAGCUCAGAUGAUCGCUAUCUCCUCAGUCUGAGCUUUCGAUCACAGGGCAAGACACUCCACACUCGAAUUGAACAUUCAAACGGCAGGUUCAGUUUUUAUGAGCAGCCUGACGUAGAAGGUCACACAUCCAUAGUGGACCUCAUCGAGCACUCCAUAAAAGACUCGGAAAACGGUGCAUUUUGUUAUUCCAGAUCGCGCCUACCAGGGUCAGCCACGUACCCGGUCCGACUGACCAAUCCUGUCUCCCGGUUCAUGCAAGUGCGCUCGCUGCAGUACUUGUGCCGAUUCGUCAUCCGACAGUACACCCGCAUAGAUCUGAUUCAGAAACUGCCUUUACCAAACAAAAUGAAAGAUUACUUGCAGGAAAAGCACUACUGAAUUGGGAGACAGUAGUAACUUGCACUUUGGGUUAAAGUGAUGAGUCGUUAAAAUGGUUUACAAGACAUUUGUGGAUUUUUUAUUUUUUUUUGAUUGCUUGGUUUUAUUUGCUUCGUUUGUGUCAGAAGCAUCGGUUUGUUUCGUUUUCAUUAUGGAUUCAGACAAUUUGUUGUUGCUCAGAUUCCGUAUCGGAUGUUUGCGUGUGAUUUCAAAGGUACACUCUGGUUUUUGGAUCAAAAGGGCACUGCCGAUAUCUUGGCAAGUGACAACAUCUUACAUCUUGUCAAUAUAUACAAUAUUUUCCAUGUUUGAAUUGUUGCAAGGGUGUUGAAGUUCUUAGUUUUUUUUUUUCCUUUGAGAAAUUGUCCAUUGGACAAUUCCAUUGGCAGAUACUUUUUGCAAGUAAAACAAG